UUCAACUUGCGACUACUUUUGAGCCUGAGUGCCUUUUUCAACCUUCACUCUAACCACUGUAGGGGCACCUUCAACCAGUUCCGCGGCGCACCGGCAGCGGAUUGAUCAAUACAAGUUACUAAUAUUUAUAUAUAGGAACACAUUUACAAAUACAGGCAUUAUGUCUCUUCUUACAAUUAGUAGGUUGGCCCAUAGGCUUCUUUGUUCAAAGAAUGCAGCAGGUGUUGCUGUGACUGCCAGAAAUAUUAGUGCGUCCACAAAUUUGAAAGAUGUCUUGGCAGAUCUCAUUCCCAAAGAACAGACGAGAAUCAAGAACUUCAGGCAGCAGUAUGGCAAAACCAGCAUUGGCCAAAUCACUGUGGAUAUGGUUUAUGGAGGGAUGAGAGGUAUGAAGGGCCUAGUAUAUGAGACCUCUGUGCUUGACCCUGAUGAGGGAAUUCGUUUUCGUGGCUACAGCAUUCCAGAGUGUCAGCAGCUAUUGCCAAAGGCUGCAGGAGGUGAAGAACCACUGCCUGAGGGACUCUUCUGGCUGCUGGUCACAGGCCAGGUGCCCACUGAGGAACAGGUGAACUGGUUGUCGAAAGAAUGGGCUAAGAGGGCAGCCCUCCCCUCCCAUGUGGUCACAAUGUUGGAUAACUUUCCAACCAACCUGCACCCUAUGUCCCAGUUUAGUGCUGCUAUCACUGCUCUAAAUAGCGAAAGCGGCUUUGCUAGAGCCUAUUCCGAGGGAGUCCAUAAGAGCAAAUACUGGGAGUUUGUGUUUGAGGACUCCAUGGACUUGAUUGCCAAGCUUCCCUGUGUGGCGGCUAAGAUCUACCGCAACCUGUACCGUGAGGGCAGCAGCAUUGGAGCCAUCGAUCCCAACCUGGAUUGGUCUCACAAUUUCACCAACAUGUUGGGCUACAGUGAUCCCCAGUUUACUGAGCUCAUGAGACUCUAUCUCACCAUCCACAGUGACCAUGAAGGUGGUAAUGUCAGUGCCCACACCAGUCACCUGGUGGGCAGUGCCCUAUCUGACCCUUAUCUUGCCUUCAGUGCAGCCAUGAACGGCCUGGCUGGACCUCUGCAUGGACUCGCUAACCAGGAGGUGCUUGUGUGGCUGACAGCCCUCCAGAAGGAGCUUGGUGGUGAAGUGUCAGAUGAAAAAAUGAGAGAUUACAUCUGGAAUACACUAAAAUCUGGCAGGGUGGUGCCUGGCUAUGGACAUGCUGUCCUGAGAAAGACAGACCCACGCUACACAUGCCAGCGAGAGUUUGCCCUGAAACACCUUCCUAAUGACCCCAUGUUCAAGUUGGUGGCUCAGCUCUACAAGAUUGUGCCCAACGUGCUGCUGGAACAGGGCAAGGCCAAGAACCCUUGGCCCAAUGUUGAUGCCCACAGUGGAGUACUACUGCAGUAUUACAGCAUGACUGAGAUGAACUACUACACAGUGCUGUUUGGAGUGUCUCGGGCCCUGGGGGUGCUGGCUCAACUGAUUUGGAGCAGAGCACUGGGCUUCCCUCUGGAGCGUCCCAAGUCCAUGAGCACGGAUGGCCUUAUGGCCCUUGUAAGGGCUAAGUCAGCCUAGAGACAACAGGCCAAUAUAGUUAAGAAGAUGGGGUGCAGAAUGUUUAGUUGUGAAAUAGUCUUUGGACUAAAGAGUUUAAAGAGAAAUUCCACUUAAAUUAAAAAGGGCCAUUAUUAUUCAAUACUGUUAUUGUUAAAACUUGAGACAUUCUCCAAAUUUAGUUAAGUACUUGUGACUGAUUUUCCUCUUUUACAUAUCCUAUACCAAUUCUGAUUGAUAACCUGCCGGGGCAAAUAUAUGUAAAGAUACAUAAAAUAAGGAAAGGUGCUGAUGAACAGUAAUUAAUUAAUUACUAUUUUAGUGAGUUACUUGAUUUGUGUGUCCGUACAACAUUUAUUGGAAUAAACAGACAGUUUUCCCAAUAAAGAGACAGGUUUUCCCCCACAGCCAUUGUAACAAAUCCUAAGUAUUUGCCCUUUUAAAAUAAUUUCUCAUGCCUUACCUGUAUAGUAAUGGAUGAAAACACAUACAUUGCCCUUCAAAACCUCAACCUAAAUGGUAUGACCAGGCAUCCUUUCUCCAGGUUAUAUAUCAAUCAUUUCUCCUGGUAAUAACUCCCAAACUGCCAAAUGGCCUUUUCUAAAUUUAAGAUAAAUUCAAGGGUUCACCACUUCUGCACUGAACGCUGGGCAGAUCUGUCAAAAGCUGAGUAUGAUGGUACAGAUUUAAAGCUUUAAAUUUUUUCAUAAUAGAUUGAUUUCAUUGGCUUGUAGUUUUCAUUAACAUUAGUGUUAUUGUCCAAGAGCAUGCUGAAACAGCAGUCAGAGCAGCCAGUGCUUUCACUUUGCUGGGCCCAAAAUUAUUAGUUUUUAAUAUAAAAAGAAAUGCUUGUUAGUUUGGACUCUUUCAUUUUUAAGUCUACAAACCACAUGUCUUCUUAGGUGUAGAGUUCUUUGGAUUUCUAAAUUCUAUACAAAAAUAAUUAACUGUGAGUACAUAAUUUGUGAUUUUAUUUGUUUUGUAAAUACAUAUAUUUAAAUAUAUGUAAAUACAUACAUUAAAAGCUGUAACCUAUAUACCCUGUGCAUAGGGUUGAGUUUGUUCUCUGGGAUGGCACAGGCUGGUACUGAUUUGUUUCAUGUUUGCUUGAAGGUGAUCAGUGGUUUAGAUCCUACUGCUCUGUCAACUGACAGGUCUGUAAACACUCCACACACUUACAUGAAGACUUAUUUUCAGUCUCUUUCCCUGUCUUUAUAGGUUUUCACAAAUCCAGAGGUUUUAUAAACAAGUAUUCAAUGCUUUUUUCCUGUAGUUUUUUUUUUUGGUCAUGAUCACUGUAUCCUAUCAGGUCUGCAUUGGAGAGGACAUGAAUUACUCAAAGUAACUAAUGAACUAAGGAUGUAGAAUGGGGACAUUUUGGUUGAAUGGAAAAAGAUGCUUGGUUAAACAAAAAAAAUUGGGGUGGUUUUGAGGGGGGCAAUAAAUGUUUUUAACAAAA
Pangasianodon hypophthalmus (striped catfish) is the source of this 3005-nucleotide messenger RNA. RefSeq names its product citrate synthase (gene cs). Gene Ontology annotation, cellular component: mitochondrial matrix. NCBI's taxonomy places the organism in Eukaryota, Metazoa, Chordata, Actinopteri, Siluriformes, Pangasiidae. Bases 161 to 1567 code for a protein of 468 amino acids. Gene Ontology annotation, biological process: citrate metabolic process; tricarboxylic acid cycle; carbohydrate metabolic process. The transcript is spliced from 11 exons. The record is from RefSeq and is a predicted model, not a curated record.